Messenger RNA from Fusarium verticillioides 7600, 774 nucleotides. RefSeq lists its product as hypothetical. NCBI's taxonomy places the organism in Eukaryota, Fungi, Ascomycota, Sordariomycetes, Hypocreales, Nectriaceae. The record is from RefSeq and is a predicted model, not a curated record. The transcript is spliced from 2 exons. Bases 1 to 774 code for a protein of 257 amino acids.
AUGGCUCCGCCAGACAGGAAGAUACUACUACCCAAGCUCGCGGCUGAAGCACCGGGCGAGAUUGACCAGGUACUUCCCGCUACUACCAAACGCAAGGCGCUGCCCCCGCGCAGACGCAACGCUCCCGUUGCUUAUCAGAGACUGCUUGGCAUUGAGCCACAGCAUGCCGAUAUCUUUCAGGACCCGGGGCUAUCGAAUCUUCUCCACGAUAGUGUAUCGAGCCUGGCGGUGAACAUAGUAGUUCAGCCGCGGGAAGUGUUAGGCAGAACAUCAUUUGGGGCCGAUAACAGUAUUUUUAUCGAUCCAUGUCAAAUUUCACACAGGACAAGUGUCCCCAUAAGUAACCAAUUCGCCGCUGAGGCCAUCGCCUUAUAUCUCAAUACGAAUCAGCCCUGGUGGGCCUAUUUCGACACCGAUCUGUUUCUAUAUGAGCUGGCCAAUGCAGAGACCAACUUCUGCUCUAGCAUCCUGGUCAACGCUCUUCUUGCCUGGGCGACUGUGAGUCUUCGAAACUGCCAGGUCUACGUUCAUCAAACAGUCAUCACGAAGCUCGCCUCACAGCAGAGCUAUGCCCACUAUGAACCAAUGGCCACCACACUACCUACCAAGUUUUUAGACGAGGCCUUAUGGAUCUAUGAUGAUGAGAAGAGUGUUGACUGUCUCACGACUGUUGCAGCGACAUCUCUGAUGAAUAUGACGUUUACUACGCUAGGAAAGGAUAAAGCGGGACGUCGUUUGCAAGAAGAUAAUGCCAGGAUGGCACAGCGCAUGUGA